AUCGCAUAAGAUCCCUUGGCCGGUACUACCUGUUUCUGCCGGCAGUCAUCUUACGUCCGGCUGGGGCUCGUAGCACUAGCUGUCCAUUCUUUUCAACUUCCUGGGCAUUGAUCGCGUAGUUGAGCUGAGUUGAGUUGAGGUUGACUGAAGGGAAUCGCAUAAUUCAUAUCCUUCGUUUCGAAUCGCCAUGUCCGCUUCUUUACCGGGCAAUCGGGAGCUGCCCGAGUCGCAAUAUGAUUUAAGCACGUAUUGGGGUCGCGUCAAACAGACGGCUACGAUUACAGAUCCAAGGACCCUCUUCGUGGGAUCGCAUGGCCUUGAACAUGCCAAAAAGCUGCUGGUUGCGUAUAAGCAGGGCGAGAUCAAGGACAUGACGCCAGAGUUAUGGAAGGCAAAGAAGAUCGUGGACUCUACAUUACAUCCUGAAACCGGAGAGCCAGUCCUCCUACCGUUCCGGAUGUCCUGUUUCGUGUUCUCGAACUUGGUCGUCACAGCUGGAAUGCUCACACCAGGCUUAACGAACACAGGAACUGUUCUCUGGCAAAUCGCCAACCAGUCGCUCAAUGUUGCUAUCAACCACGCGAACGCGAACAAAUCAAACCCGCUCUCCUACUCCAAGAUCGCCCAGUCGUAUUUCCUCGCCGUCGGCGCAUCGUGCUCCGUGGCGGUCGGCCUGAACUCCAUCAUCCCGCGGCUGAAGCGAAUCUCGCCGUCGACGAAGCUCGUGCUCGGGCGCCUCGUGCCGUUCGCGGCGGUCGCGUCCGCGGGCGCGCUGAACGUGUUCCUGAUGCGCGGGGAGGAGAUACGCACCGGGAUCGACGUGUUCCCCGUGCUGUCGGAGGCGGACAAGGCGCGGCUCGCGCGGGAAGGCAAGGCGGAGAACGACGUGCCGAGCCUGGGUAAGAGCAGGAAGGCGGCGACGCUCGCGGUCGGCGAGACCGCCCUCAGCCGCGUCUUCAACAGCAGCCCCAUCAUGGUCGUACCCCCGCUCAUCCUCGUCCGCCUCCAGCGCACCCAGUGGCUCAAGCGGAACCCCCGCUACACCCUGCCCAUCAACCUCGGCCUUAUCCUCGGCAUGAGCUUCCUCGCCCUGCCGUUCGCGCUCGCUGCCUUCCCCCAGCGCCAGAAGAUCAGCGCUGACAGUCUGGAGGAGGAGUUCCACGGCCGCGGGGGGGAUAAGGGGUUGGUCGUGUUUAAUCGCGGGAUCUAAGCGGAAUCGUUUGGCGGGCGUUAGGUAUUAAGGAAGCCGGCUGAACGAAGCGUUUCUCGUUCUCGGGGCCGAAACACACAUCGAGGACGGCGAAAGGGAGAGACUGUGUUUUAUUACUGCAUAGCCAGGCUUUUGAGGAGGGAAAAGGAGGUGUGUUAUGUAAGAGACGUCAAACGAGUAUCACAUAGUUUGACAUCAUGGGCAAGGGCAUGGCAUGGCAAGGCAAGGCAUAGGUACCUAGCACCGAGUUAUAUAUGACUGUGUGAUGCGUCACGGACGAAACACAUGGUAAUCUAGUUUAGCUUCAGCUUAAGCUAGCGAUCUCGAUAUUACCCGAAAGAAUAAAAAAGAAAUAAGAUCAACCGAAAGAGGAGUCACGAAAUGGAAACACACAGUAAAACAUUGUAUUAAGUAGCCCGUAGCCCGUAGUAGCAAAUUUGCCUCCUUCAG
Molecule: messenger RNA, 1660 nt
Organism: Daldinia caldariorum
Lineage: Eukaryota; Fungi; Ascomycota; Sordariomycetes; Xylariales; Hypoxylaceae
Product: Tricarboxylate/iron carrier
Exons: 4
Coding region: 188-1210 (340 amino acids)
Biological process (GO): monoatomic ion transport; mitochondrial transmembrane transport
Cellular component (GO): mitochondrial inner membrane
Molecular function (GO): monoatomic ion transmembrane transporter activity
Source: RefSeq, a predicted model, not a curated record